CCCCAAAGUCAGCUUCGUCGCAUGUCAAGCAUCGACCCCAGCAACCUCCGUGCGUCGUCCCUUCACAUCGCCGCCCUGCUUCGUCCAGUCAGGGCCUAGGCUCCUGAUCUCUUUCGCCUCGGGCGCGUGAUGACUGGGUUGUUGUAAUUGCCCUGAUCCCUCGUGUCGCGCGUGCUUCGUCAAGAUGUACGUUAAACAGAUUAUCAUCCAAGGCUUCAAAAGCUACAAGGACCAGACGGUCAUCGAGCCAUUCUCCCCGAAGCACAAUGUCAUCGUUGGUCGUAAUGGCUCCGGAAAGAGUAACUUCUUUGCGGCCAUUCGUUUCGUCCUCAGCGAUGCUUACACCCACCUGGGCCGAGAGGAACGCCAGGCCCUUCUUCACGAAGGUUCGGGAUCCGCUGUGAUGUCGGCUUACGUCGAGAUCAUCUUUGACAACUCUGACGAUCGGUUUCCCACUGGCAAACCGGAAGUGGUCCUUCGCCGCACCAUCGGACUGAAGAAGGAUGAAUACACGCUUGACCGCAAGAAUGCGACGAAGUCCGAUGUGAUGAACUUGCUCGAAUCCGCCGGGUUUUCCCGUUCAAACCCCUACUACAUCGUGCCUCAGGGUCGUGUCACCGCUUUGACUAACAUGAAGGAUUCCGAACGUCUCAAUUUGUUGAAGGAAGUUGCGGGAACGCAGGUAUAUGAAGCGCGCCGUGCAGAAUCGUUGAAGAUCAUGCACGAGACGAACAACAAGCGAUCCAAGAUUGACGAGCUACUGGACUUCAUCAACGAGCGUCUUGCGGAGCUGGAAGAAGAAAAGGACGAGUUACGAAACUACCAAGAUAAGGACAAGGAGCGCAGAUGCUUGGAAUAUACGAUCUACUCUCGCGAACAGCAAGAAAUCUCCAGUUUCUUGGACAGUCUUGAAGAACAGCGUCAAACCGGCGUCGAGGAUACCGAUCUUAACCGUGACCGUUUCAUCCAAGGGGAGAAGGAAAUGGCCCAGAUCGAUGCUGAGAUUGCCGAAUGCAAGCAGCAGAUUGAGUUCCUGAAGGUAGACAAGGCACAGCUGGAGGAUGAGCGUCGUGAGGCCUCCAAGGCCCUUGCGCAGGUGGAAUUGCAAGCAAAAUCACUAUCGGACAACCAAGUUGCCGCUCAAGCCUCGAAACUACGCCGCGACGAAGACCUGAAGGCUGUUCAGAGUGCUAUCCAGGAACGUGAGCAAGAGCUGCAGCAACUGAUGCCUCAGUUCAACGCCGCCAAGGAUCAGGAGGAUACUGUAAAGACGCAGCUUACCGAGGCAGAGACUGCCCGUCAGCGACUAUACGCCAAGCAAGGUCGUAACUCUCGCUUCCGCAACAAGAGUGAGCGCGACAAGUGGCUGCAAGCGGCGAUCAAGGAUAACUACGCUUCUAUCACUUCUGUCCAGGGUGUAUUGGCACAGACCCAAGAGGAUAUCAAGGAACUCGAAAAUGACAUAGCACUCCUGGAGCCGGAGAGCGAGCUCUUGCGCAAGCAGAUUGAUGGCAGAGGCGACACGAUCCACUCCGUCGAACAACAAGUUCAAUCUGCGAAGGAUGAGAGAGACCGGCUGAUGGAUCAGAGAAAGGAGUUGUGGAGAGAAGAAGCGAAACUGGAUUCGAUCUUGUCGAAUGCCUCCCACGAAGUGGAGCGUGCCGAGCGAAAUUUGUCCCAGAUGAUGGACCACAAUACGAGCCGUGGCAUUGCUGCUGUCCGGAGAAUUAAGCGCCAGUACAACCUCGAAGGAGUGUAUGGCACUUUGGCGGAGCUGUUCGAGGUCAGUGAUAGGUACCGGACCUCUGUCGAAGUCACAGCGGGCCAGAGUCUGUUCCACUAUGUCGUCGACACCGAUGAAACCGCUACAAAGGUGCUCGAGAUCCUCCAGCAAGAGAAGGCUGGUAGAGUUACGUUUAUGCCAUUGAACAGACUACGAUCUAGACCUAUCAACAUGCCCAGGGCAAGUGACACUAUUCCCAUGAUCGAGAAGCUUCAGUACGACUCAAAGUAUGAGAAGGCAUUUGUUCACGUGUUUGGAAAAACCAUUAUCUGCCCGAACCUUCAAGUCGCUUCUCAAUAUGCCCGCAGUCACGGUGUCAAUGCGAUCACACCGGAGGGAGAUCGUUCGGAUAAGAGAGGUGCUCUUACUGGUGGUUUCCACGAUUCGCGGCAGUCACGCCUUGAUGCCGUGAAGAACCUGGCCAAGUGGAGGGACGAGUAUGAGACGAAGAAGAACCGUGGAUCAGAAAUUAGAAAGGAGCUCGAGCAGCUGGACCAACUCAUCACAAGAUCGGUUGGUGAGCUGCAGAAGUUGGAACAACAGAGGCACCAGGUGCAAAACAGCAGUGGACCUAUGCGGCAAGAACUACGGGCCAAGCGCGACCUUCUGCAGAAGAAGAAUGACAACCUUGAUGCGAAACGACGGGCGCUUCGCAACAUCGAAGGCAACCUGGCAGCGGUCACUGACCAAGUUGGCGCAUUUGAGGCGGAAUUGUCCUCGCCCUUCCAGAAAGCGCUCAGCAAUGAAGAAGAAGCGCGCCUAGAGGAGCUCAACAACACAGCUCAGGAGCUCCGGCGGCAGUACCAGGAGCUUUCCAGCCAGCGCAGUGAGCUGGAAGGAAGGAAAUCCGUCCUCGAGGUUGAGUUGCGGGAGAACCUCAACCCGCGGCUGGACCAGCUUGUCGGCCAGGACAUGGACUUGGCGGACGAUAGCCAAGGAAACCUGAAGGAGACACAGAGAGAAAUGAAGCGCCUUCACAAGGCCCUGGAGAAACUUGGUCAGCGUCUCCAGCAGGUUGACGAGUCCAUCGAUCAGGCCAACGCUCGCGUGGGCGACCUGCAACAGAGGAAUGCGGAGACACGGCGAGAGCUGGAAGAACUGGCCAAAUCUAUCGAGAAGCACCAGCGGCGCAUGGAAAAGAGUAUGCAGAAGAAGGCUGCCUUGACGAAGCAAGCGGCUGAGUGCGCUUCUAAUAUCCGUGACCUGGGAGUUCUCCCAGACGAGGCUUUCACCAAGUAUAAGAACACAGAUUCCAACGCCGUAGUCAAGAAGCUCCACAAGGUCAACGAGAGUCUCAAGAAGUACUCUCAUGUCAACAAGAAGGCGUUCGAGCAGUACAACAACUUCACCAAGCAGCGAGAGGCGCUGACAAGCCGGAGAGAAGAACUCGAAGCUUCCGAGAAAUCUAUCGACGACCUCAUCAACGUGCUUGACCAACGGAAGGACGAGGCCAUCGAACGAACCUUCAAGCAGGUCUCCCGCGAGUUUGCCAAUGUCUUCGAGAAGCUCGUCCCCGCUGGCCGUGGACGUCUGAUCAUCCAGCGUAAGACCGACCGCGCCCUUCGGCAACCCGACGAAGUCGACUCCGAGGACGAGGAGGCCCGCGAGAGCGUCGAGAACUACGUUGGAGUUGGUAUCAGCGUCAGCUUUAACAGCAAGCAUGAUGAACAACAGCGUAUCCAGCAGCUCAGUGGUGGACAAAAGAGUCUUUGCGCCCUGGCCUUGGUCUUCGCCAUCCAAGCCUGCGAUCCCGCCCCCUUCUACCUGUUCGACGAGAUCGACGCCAACCUCGACGCCCAGUACCGAACCGCCGUUGCGCAAAUGCUGAAAUCCAUCUCCGACUCGACCAACGGCCAAUUCAUCUGCACUACUUUCCGACCCGAAAUGUUGCACGUGGCCGAAAAAUGCUACGGCGUCAGCUUCCGGCAGAAGGCCAGUACGAUCGACGUUGUGUCGAGAGAAGAAGCACUGAAGUUCGUGGAGGAGCAGAAGUCGUAGACGAGCUGAUGUGCUGCUUUAAUGAUGACCUGGGAUGUUGGAUUGCAGGCGUAUAUGAUGGAUGGGCUUCUUAUCUGUUUUUAUCUACUUUUCUUCUGAUGUUGUAUGAGACAAGCGCACGGUGGAUGGUGAUUGUGUAGCUUUCUUAGUUUAUUCUGUACGCUACAGAUCUUUCAGGUCCGGUCGAGAUACUUUUUUUCGAUUGAUUCGAGAUUCCCAA
Molecule: messenger RNA, 4001 nt
Organism: Aspergillus welwitschiae
Lineage: Eukaryota; Fungi; Ascomycota; Eurotiomycetes; Eurotiales; Aspergillaceae
Product: chromosome segregation protein SMC
Exons: 5
Coding region: 185-3781 (1198 amino acids)
Biological process (GO): regulation of apoptotic process; mitotic sister chromatid cohesion
Cellular component (GO): chromosome
Molecular function (GO): cohesin loader activity; ATP binding; protein binding
Source: RefSeq, a predicted model, not a curated record